Messenger RNA from Cantharellus anzutake, 489 nucleotides. RefSeq names its product phosphotyrosine protein phosphatase. The transcript is spliced from 8 exons. The record is from RefSeq and is a predicted model, not a curated record. NCBI's taxonomy places the organism in Eukaryota, Fungi, Basidiomycota, Agaricomycetes, Cantharellales, Hydnaceae. Gene Ontology annotation, biological process: protein dephosphorylation. Gene Ontology annotation, molecular function: protein tyrosine phosphatase activity. Bases 1 to 489 code for a protein of 162 amino acids.
AUGGCCGGAUCGGAACGACCUCUUCACGUCCUUAUUGUCUGUCUGGGAAACAUCUGCCGGAGUCCCAUGGGGCACGCGGUAAUGGAGCAUGAAGCAAAGAAGAAGGGUCUCAAUCUCGUAGUUGACAGUGCUGGGACUGCAGCUUACCACGAAGGCGAAGAACCAGAUGAGAGAACAGUCGCGACAUGUAAGAAGCAUGGAGUUCCUAUUGACCACCUUGCCCGAGCGGUCGUACAAAAUGAUUUCAAAACAUUCGAUUACAUCCUGGCCUCUGAUACUCAGAACCUUGAAAACCUGCGACGGGUAGCGCCCAAAGGGAGCAAGGCAAAAAUUGCCCUAUUCGGCUCCUUCGACGAUAACAAACCAAUACAAGACCCAUAUUAUGGCGGGAUGAGGGGGUUUGAGAAAACAUAUGAACAAUGCGUUCAAUACUCGCACGCUUUCUUUGACUACGUUUCCGCCAAUGGAUCACCGACUGCUUCGCUCUAA